This is a messenger RNA of Bombina bombina (fire-bellied toad), 3858 nucleotides long. It is a transcript of the gene UBE4A, whose product is annotated as ubiquitination factor E4A. Gene Ontology annotation, biological process: protein polyubiquitination. The transcript has 20 exons. Gene Ontology annotation, cellular component: cytoplasm; nucleus; ubiquitin ligase complex. Gene Ontology annotation, molecular function: ubiquitin-ubiquitin ligase activity. The coding region runs from base 76 to 3306 and encodes 1076 amino acids. NCBI's taxonomy places the organism in Eukaryota, Metazoa, Chordata, Amphibia, Anura, Bombinatoridae. The record is from RefSeq and is a predicted model, not a curated record.
AUAAAUAGUGUGACAGUCUGUGCGAGGGUAAGGUGCUUCUUUUGGGUCAAUGCAGGGAACCCAACUCACAGUAAAAUGACUGACCAAGAAAAUAACAACAGCAUCUCAGCCAACCCUUUCGCUGCCCUUUUUGGUUCUUUGGCUGAGGCUCGACAGUUUGUGGCAGGAAGAAAGGUACUGUCACAGCAGCAGCGAGCAGGUGACGAUGAGGCAGGCGAGAGCCAGGAUGAGUCGGACAACAGUGUAUCAGAAAGCCUGGAAGAGUGUGAUGACUCAGUGGCAGAAAUCAAUCGUUCUUUCUGGUCCCAGCAGGAGAUUUGUGAACAACUCAACAUCAACCACAUGAUCCAGAGAAUAUUCCUUAUCACACUGGAUAAUAGUGACCCAAGUCUGAAGAGUGGGAAUGGCAUUCCUCUGCGCUGUGUCUACCUGGAGGAACUUGGAGCUGAGCUGGAUGGGCAAGACUGGCUGGAUAUGAAUAAUGUGGAACAGGCUAUUUUCACACGGCUGCUGCUUUCAGAGCCAGAGAAGUAUCUGAUCUCCAUGACUUCCUCAACAGCCCCCAAUCUGUCUGCAGACAGAGAUGCUGGAGAGAAACACAUCAUGCCUUUCCUGUUUUCUAGUUUCCAGAGAUCAAAAAAAGAGGUCACCAAAGUGCCUGAGAACCUGCUGCCAUACGCUGUGCGCUGUAAAGCAUUAACAAUCUCAAACACCCGCACUGUCCUGCUUACUCCAGAGAUUUACGUAGGACAGGAUGUCCCAGCGCAACUUGUGGACCUAAUGCUGGAGGCAUUGCGGGGAGCAUAUUUUGAAGAAGUUACAGAAUUCCUUGAAGAGAUUAUCGAAGCUUUGCUGGCGGAUGAGGAGGUGCGCUCAUUCAGAGAGGUCUUCAACCCUAUGUUAGAUGUUCUUCUGGAGAGGGUGAAGGAUUUGGACCUUUGUCAGACAUUGCUGUACACAUACCUGGACCUCCUUCUAUACUGUAGCAAACAAAAGGAUAUUGCAAAGGUUUUUGUUGAAUAUAUUCAGCCUCAGGACCCUAACAAUGGACACCAAUACCAGAAGACCCUGCUUGGAUCCAUACUUAAUAUCUCAUGUCUGCUGCGUAUCCCAGGGGUGGUGGAAAAUCACAACUACUUCCUGAAUCCUUCUCGAUCUAGCCCCCAGGAAAUCAAAGUGCAAGAAUCUAACAUUCAUCAGUUUAUGGCUCAGUUCCAUGAGAAAAUUUACCAGCUCCUGAAGAAUCUGCUCCAGCUGUCUCCCGAUACCAAACAUCGAAUCCUGUCUUGGCUGGGAAACUGCCUACAUGCCAAUGCUGGCCGAGGCAAAAUCUGGGCAAAUCAAGUGCCUGAGAUCUUUAUGCAGACCUAUGCUUCAGACAGUUUCUUCUUGAAUUUGGGAGCGGCUUUACUACGCCUUUGUCAGCCAUUUUGUAAACCAGGAUCUGCUCGUCUUCUGACCUUUAAUCCCACCUACUGUGCUCUGCGUGAAGUCAAUGAGGAAGAACAACGGAGCCGAAAUGUGCAUAUGAAAGGACUGGACAAAGAGACCUGCCUCAUUCCAGCAGCUGAGGAUCAGCAGCCAGAUUUUCCCCAGGUCUUCAACUUGGUGACAGAGAACUUGGUGUUAACACAAUACACACUGCACCUGGGUUUCCACAGGUUACAUGAGCAGAUGGUGAAAGUGAAUCAGAGUCUGCAUCGGCUGCAAGGAGCAUGGCGAGAGGCACAGCAGAGUGCCAACCCUAGUGCAGAGAACCUGAGAGAGCAGUUUGAGAGGCUCAUGACCAUCUACUUGUGCUUAAAGACUGCUCUGAGUGAGCCCCAAACACUGCAGAAUUGUCUUCACCUGCAGGUUUCCACUGCGCUACUUUUGGUGCAGAUUGCCCUGGACAAUCGAGGCACAGAGCCUGCGGAGCUCAUCUUUCCGAUGUCUAAUGUGCAGCACAGCUCUUUGGCUUACAUACCAGAAUUCUUUGCAGAUAACCUGGGUGAUUUCUUCAUCUUCCUGAGGCGUUUUGCUGAUGAAGUUUUGGAAACUGCAGCAGAUUCUCUGGAACAGGUCCUGGACUUCAUCACUGUGUUCACAGGGAGCAUUGAAAGGAUGAAGAAUCCUCAUCUGCGUGCUAAGCUGGCAGAGGUGCUGGAGGCUGUAAUGCCUCAUAUGGAGCAGACAUCAAAUCCUCUCAUCUCUAGCGUCUUUCACAGACAACGCAUCUUUUGCUCUUACCGACACGCUCAACACCUGGCAGAAGCCCUUAUAAACGUUUUUGUGGACAUUGAGUUUACUGGUGAUCCCCACCAGUUUGAACAAAAAUUUAAUUAUCGACGUCCAAUGUACCCAAUCUUGAAGUACAUGUGGGGAAAGGACAACUACCGUAAGAGCAUCAAGAGCUUGGCAGAUUAUGCUUCUCAGAAUCUUGAGGCUGUAAAUGCUCCCCUCUUUCUUCGUUUCGUCAACCUGUUGAUGAAUGAUGCCGUAUUCCUCCUUGAUGAGGCCAUUCAGUACCUGAGCAAGAUUAAGAUCCAGCAGAUAGAAAGAGACCGGGGGGAGUGGGACUCUCUGAGUUCCGAGAGUCGCCGUGAAAAAGAAUCCAAUCUUCUUAUGUCUGGACAGCUGGCUCGAUUCCACAAUAUCAUGUCAAAUGAGACGAUUGGGACGCUUGCUUUUCUAACCUCAGAUAUCCGCUCACUCUUUGUACAGCCUGUGCUGGCUGAGCGCAUCAUCUCCAUGCUCAAUUAUUUCCUUCAGCAUCUAGUGGGGCCCAAGAUGGGUGCUCUGAAAGUCAAAGAUUUCAGUGAAUUUGACUUCAAGCCUCAGCAGCUUGUUUCUGAUAUCUGCACAAUCUACCUGAAUCUGGGGGAUGAAGAGAAUUUCUGUUCCACUGUCCCCAAGGAUGGACGUUCCUAUUCUCCGAUGCUCUUUGCUCAGACAGUAAGAGUGCUGAAAAAGAUUAACAAGCCAGGAAAUAUGAUUGUGGCAUUCAGCAAUCUGGCUGAAAAAAUCAAGUCCUUAGCAGACCUGCAGCAACAGGAGGAAGAGACCUAUGCUGAUGCCCCUGAUGAUUUCUUGGACCCUAUUAUGAGCACGGUCAUGUCAGAUCCUGUCAUCCUGCCGUCAUCACGGGUUACAGUAGACAGGUCAACCAUUGCAAGGCACCUACUCAGUGACCAGACGGAUCCAUUCAAUCGUAGCCCUCUGACCAUGGAUCAAAUUAAACCAAACAUUGAACUUAAGGACAGGAUCCAGCAGUGGCUAUCCGAGCGCAAACAACAAAGUGCAAACACACAGCGAAAAACAUCUUAACUCUAAUUUAAAACUGUUUCUUAAAACGGAGAUCAAUUUUGCAGCUGCACUUACAGAUUCCAACAUGGAAGUGGUUAAUAGCGGGAGGCAGCUUUCUCAUAUCUGCCCUCAUCUGAUCUGUCCAUACAGCUGGUGAGAAGGUCAGCCGACCUCUACAGUGCACAAUGAGAUGUGAAAAGUAGCCAGAUCCAACCCCCCCCCCCCAAAAAAAAACAACCAGUGAGUGCAUCUGUGGAGAACUGUAUUUGCUUUUAGUACUUAUCUGCUUAAACAAUAUGGAUGUCAAUAGAUGUAGUGACCCCUCACGCAUACACAUUUGCUUCACUGGCAUACAUCUAGAUCUGGCUAUAAUUUGGUAAUAUUUCCGGAAGUUUUAAAGAAUUAUGAAUGUUUACCACAUGUUGUAAAGCUGAGCCAACUACUUUGGGAAUAUAUAUAUAUUUAUAUGCACACUCACAUAUAUAUAUAUAUAUAGCACGGGGUCUCCACUGACAGUCUUGUCUUGAGAUCUUAUUGUAAUAUAUUGUGAAAAUGAAUAAAUCCUAUAAGUUA